AAUCUCUCUUCGCCCUGACAAAAGAAACAGAAAAAGACUUUUACUUGUUUCGCAGGCUUCCAUUAUUUGUUUUUAGGGUAUCGUGUUUGCGUUUACAAACUGCAAAAUCCCGUUUCUGUCUUCCUUCCAGAGAGUAGUUGAAAGUAACAAGUUCUCAAUGGCUGCUAAGAGUUCAUUCAAGUUGGAGCAUCCUCUUGAAAGGAGACAGGCUGAAGCUUCUCGCAUCAGGGAGAAGUAUCCUGAUAGAAUUCCAGUGAUAGUGGAGAAGGCUGAGAGGAGUGACAUACCUGACAUUGACAAGAAGAAAUAUCUCGUUCCUGCCGAUUUGACUGUUGGGCAGUUUGUCUAUGUGGUGAGGAAGAGGAUUAGGUUGAGCGCUGAGAAGGCAAUUUUCAUCUUUGUCAAGAAUAUCUUACCACCAACUGCUACCAUGAUGUCUGCCAUCUAUGAGGAGAACAAGGAUGAAGAUGGCUUCCUUUACAUGACUUACAGUGGCGAGAAUACAUUUGGGCUUCUUUGAAAGCUGCAGCUCCACUAAUCCCCCGUGUAAAUGAAGACCGAUGAAGCAAGUUCCCUUAAGAAAAUAAAUAGAAAUGACAUUGUAAAUUCUCCCACACCCCCAUCCCGCUACUUUGGUUCCUCUUCAGACCUUUGUGAGGCUGAUGGCUUAUGGCUUUAUUAUUAGUUUGGAUAACAGACCAAGUUUCUGCUUAUUAGUCGUUUAUUCGUACUGAAGUAGUUGUUUGAAUUGUUACCUGACUUAUUAUGAGCAAUGACCAGGUUGAUUUUAGUGAUUUGUAUUUUUCUGUCA
Messenger RNA from Papaver somniferum (opium poppy), 811 nucleotides. Its product is annotated as autophagy-related protein 8C-like. Bases 158 to 520 code for a protein of 120 amino acids. The record is from RefSeq and is a predicted model, not a curated record. Gene Ontology annotation, biological process: cellular response to nitrogen starvation. Lineage: Eukaryota; Viridiplantae; Streptophyta; Magnoliopsida; Ranunculales; Papaveraceae. The transcript is spliced from 6 exons.